AUGAGCACUCAUCAUACCUAUCCCGAGUUUCUCUUUUCACCCCCGCGGAAGGAAGAGGCUAUCCUUUUGAACCCAGACUCCGUUAUUCCCAAGGGUUCCGAGUGGUUCCCCGAGUGUAAGAGUAUCCUUGAAUUUGCCCAGAAGGCGGCCAAUUUCACUAAUGGCCCCACUGGUGACCAAGAAUCGCCACAAUCUGCCACCAUUAGUGCCAGCAACAACCCACGCCAAACGAGUGACCUUAACCCUGUGCGGCCUCCUAAUGAAAUUAGACAUAUGGCUGAUAAUAAUGACGUGCGCCUCAAUCCAUCCUCCACUGAAUCAACUGAGACACCUCUGGUUAAUGAUUCCCUAGAGCUUCAGUUUGCGCAGAAGAUAUACCAAGCCCUUGUGGUCAUUCGUGCGGCCAUGCGCCAAUACCGACGACUGGCAUUUAGCUUCAACGGAGGAAAGGACAAUACCGUUGUUCUGUACCUAAUCCGUGCAGCCUGUCUUCAGGCGGUCAUAGAGGAAAACUCAGAUUUUGAAAGCAUCACCCCCCAUGAAUUGCUUCGUUCGCGGUUUAUUUUCUUCUACGUUCACAAUGAGGUUCAGAUAAAGCAGGUGAUGAAGUUUAUGUGUCUCAUAGAUCACGAACAGAACCUAGGGACAGUGGUGUAUUUGGGCACGAGCUUCAAGAACUGCAUUGUCAACUUCUAUAACGACUAUCACUCAGACGCGGUCUUCAUGGGCGUCCGGUCUACAGACCCUAAUGGGAAGACAACCAUCUUUUCCCACUGCUCUCCCUCGUGGCCGCAGUUCAUGAGGGUGUGCCCCAUACUGUACUGGUCUUAUGUCGAUGUUUGGGACUUUCUCAAGAGGUUCCGCAUACACUACUGUACUCUCUAUGACCAGGGGUACACGAGUCUAGGGUCGGCUACACACACUAUAAAGCACCCCACCCUCCGGGAUGGCGCUAUAAUGCACCGGCGAAUAGCAAGUAUGGUACAUGAGCCACAAUUCUCAGCCAUUGGGGGCAGCACACAAACAGGAAAGCAAACGCUGCAACAAAUCACUCACAUCUUCACUAGCAGGGUUUCUCUCUCUACGUAUGGCUCGAACCAAGAGUCCCACACAGCUCGUGACAAAAACAAUCAGCACAACAAAAAUGACAUUCCAGUCAGUAACGGCAGACGCACACCUAUAAUGCCCCAAGUCGAGUGGCCGACAGACCAGGCUCCAAGCGCUGUGAAAGAAAGGGAGAACGAGCAUCCUUGUUCUAAAACGUUGCUACUGACAGACUACCUGUCACGAGGCACUAUGUCAGUUCCAUCCGUUAAGGGCACUGAUGGCAGCACAGAGACACCGGCUUCUACCAAACUUCGUGCAAUAACCUCUACAUCUGUUGCAAGCUUAGUAAGCACUACUGAUGAGGAGAUAGAGCAGGGUUAUCCGUCUAUGGUGACGCCAUCACUUGUGGUGGACUCGUCCAAUUCUAGCAUGAUCUCGCAAGCAAACAUCCUACACGAUCGCAAUAUGCAUCAGAUCCUUGCGGGCCGUGAAACCCACAGACAUCAUCGGUUGUUGUCGAACACCGAUGCAGCUCUUAGCGCUUCCGAGGAGUAUUCAGAAGCAGGGUCCAUUACUUCAUAUAUGGGAGACGCUGGCAACGAAUACUAUGGCUCUGUGACUCCCCAGGAUGUCUGUGCUUACUCUGGACCUCGCCUUGUUAUCGACGAGCUUGUUGCCCGGGGAGUUCCCACAGAGCUCCUACCGCCCCAGUUUGACCCCAGUGAGGAGGAUGGAGAGAUCGAAGACGAUCUCUGUAGCGCCUCUGCAAUCUUUCUUCCUGUGAGCGAAGGGGAAGAUGAACGAAUUAAUAGGGUAUGA
This is a messenger RNA of Giardia duodenalis, 1866 nucleotides long. RefSeq names its product FAD synthetase. Bases 1 to 1866 code for a protein of 621 amino acids. The record is from RefSeq and is a predicted model, not a curated record. Gene Ontology annotation, biological process: FAD biosynthetic process. Gene Ontology annotation, molecular function: FMN adenylyltransferase activity. Lineage: Eukaryota; Fornicata; Diplomonadida; Hexamitidae. The transcript has a single exon.